GCGCUGUUGUGCUUUACUAGCGGAUUUUGGAUGCAGUUUUAAGGGCAUGAAAGGGAAACCUCGAUUAGAUUUACAACAAUUAGACAAUUGGACGAUCACUAAAUUACCAAUGGAUGAAAAACUGACUGACCAAGCGACAACAUUUGGUUGGAAGGCACUACCAUCUAAUAUGUCGAUAGUAUCAUCAUCAUUCUAUAGAGCUACAUUUACCAUCAAUAUUUCACAACCGUUACAUUCAUUUCUUUGUACAGAUAAUUGGGGACAUGGUUUUAUAAUAAUUAACGAAUUUAAUCUUAGCCGUUACAGCGAAAAAGGACCGCAGCGUACAAUGUAUAUACCAGCACAUAUUCUGAAACAAGGCAUCAAUGAAAUUUUAGUAGUUGAAAGUAAUCGAUGA
Didymodactylos carnosus is the source of this 397-nucleotide messenger RNA. The record is from the annotation of a GenBank genome assembly. Lineage: Eukaryota; Metazoa; Rotifera; Eurotatoria; Philodinida; Philodinidae.